This is a messenger RNA of Prosopis cineraria, 2908 nucleotides long. Its product is annotated as potassium transporter 4-like. Bases 287 to 2644 code for a protein of 785 amino acids. Gene Ontology annotation, molecular function: potassium ion transmembrane transporter activity. NCBI's taxonomy places the organism in Eukaryota, Viridiplantae, Streptophyta, Magnoliopsida, Fabales, Fabaceae. The transcript has 9 exons. Gene Ontology annotation, biological process: potassium ion transmembrane transport; cell tip growth. Gene Ontology annotation, cellular component: membrane. The record is from RefSeq and is a predicted model, not a curated record.
AGAAUUAGAUAUGGCCCCCUGUAUUUGGGGCCGGAAUCCAUGGAUGGGUAGUCACGGAACGACCAACAGCGUGACGUGCACAGAACACGCCAUUUGGGAAUGGAAAUGAGAUAAUGUGCAAUUAAUAGAGUACCAUUCCGUAAUUUCCAUUUCACUCAACAAGUGCCAUUUCGUAUUUAAUCGGAGCUUCAAAUCCGACAGCUCGAGAGAUGCGGGGGAAUAUCUGAAUCCUGAACGAGCUUCUCACUCUCAGCUUCACGCGCGCCCCCAGUGAGCGAACUUCCUCAUGGAACCCGAAUCUGGAGCUUCAUCUUCUCGGAAUCCUUCUCAGUUGUCAUGGGUUAAUCUCUCUAGGAGUCUAAUAUUAGCAUAUCAAAGCUUUGGCGUAGUAUAUGGAGAUCUAAGUACAUCACCUCUCUAUGUUUUCACAAGCAUAUUUGGAGGAAAGUUGCAGAAGUACCAUGAUGAAGAAACUACCUUUGGUGCUUUUUCAUUAAUUUUCUGGACCUUCACAUUAAUUCCCUUACUUAAAUACGUUUUCAUCCUAUUGAGUGCUGAUGAUAAUGGUGAAGGUGGGACAUUUGCUCUCUACUCACUGCUUUGCAGACAUGCCAAGUUUAAUUUACUCCCCAACCAACAAGCAGCUGAUGAGGAGCUGUCGUCCUACAAAUAUGGUCCCUCAUCACAGCCUGUAUCCCUUUCCCCACUGAAGAGGUUUCUGGAGAAGCAUAAGAGGUUAAGAACAGUUCUACUUGUUGUAGUGUUGUUUGGUGCUUGCAUGGUCAUAGCCGAUGGUGUGUUUACUCCAGCAAUUUCAGUUCUAUCAGCAGUAGCAGGAUUACAAGUUAGUGAGAUCAAACUUACUAAUGGUGAACUUGUCUUGCUUGCCUGCGUCAUAUUGGUUGGUCUGUUUGCUCUCCAGCAUUGUGGCACCCACAAAGUAGCAUUUAUGUUUGCACCAAUUGUAAUAAUCUGGCUUGUAUCCAUUUUGUCUAUUGGACUGUAUAACACAAUAUGCUGGAAUCCAAAAAUAGUUCAGGCUUUAUCCCCACACUAUAUCAUCAAGUUUUUUAUCAAGACUGGCAAAGAAGGUUGGAUUUCUCUUGGAGGGGUUCUUCUCUGUAUCACUGGAUCUGAAGCUAUGUUUGCUGAUCUUGGUCAUUUCACCGCUUUUUCAAUAAGACUUGCAUUUGCUCUUGUUAUAUACCCUUGUCUGGUGGUACAGUACAUGGGCCAAGCUGCUUUCUUAUCUAAAAAUCUCGGCUCUGUCCAUAACAGUUUUUAUGACUCAAUCCCAAAACCUGUAUAUUGGCCUGUCUUUGUUAUUGGCACCCUUGCUGCUAUUGUGGGGAGUCAGGCUGUUAUAACUGCCACUUUCUCUAUUAUCAAGCAGUGUCAUGCACUCGGAUGUUUUCCGCGAGUGAAAAUUGUACACACCUCAAAACAUAUAUAUGGACAGAUCUAUAUCCCUGAAAUAAACUGGAUACUUAUGGUCCUGACUCUUGCUAUGACAAUCGGAUUUCGUGACACAACCUUGAUUGGAAAUGCUUAUGGACUUGCUUGUAUAGCAGUUAUGUUUGUCACUACAUUUCUGAUGGCACUUAUCAUAAUCUUCGUCUGGCAGAAAAGUGUCAUGGUUGCUACAAUAUUUCUUUCAUUCUUCUGGGUUAUAGAGGGCGCAUAUUUAUCAGCAGCAUUCAUAAAAGUUCCCCAGGGAGGGUGGGUUCCUCUUGUCCUGUCAUUCAUCAUCAUGAUUGUUAUGUAUGUGUGGCAUUAUGGUACUCGUAGGAAAUACAGCUAUGAUCUACACAACAAAGUUUCAUUGAAAUGGUUACUAGGAUUGGGCCCUAGCCUGGGCAUUGUCCGUGUACCAGGAAUAGGUCUUAUCUACUCAGAACUGGCAACAGGAGUGCCUGCAAUAUUUUCCCACUUUGUUACAAAUCUUCCUGCAUUUCACAGUGUGCUGGUCUUUGUUUGUGUAAAAUCAGUUCCUGUUCCAUAUGUCUCACCUGAAGAACGUUUCCUUAUAGGGCGUGUUUGCCCUAGGCCAUAUCGUAUGUAUAGAUGCAUCGUUAGAUAUGGGUAUAAGGACAUUCAAAGGGAUGACGGAGACUUUGAGAACCAACUCAUUCAGAGUAUCGCAGAGUUUAUCCAAAUGGAAGCUAUUCAGCCACAAUUUUCAAGUCCUGAAAGUUCUUCACUUGACGGGAGGAUGGCUGUUAUAAGUGUUAGUAGAGGCAUAGGAUCUACUUCAAGCUUAAUAGUGUCCGAACAUGAGGAUGUUGACCUGGACAUCUCAAUCCCGAGCAGCAAGUCUGUCACCCUCCGAAGCUUGCAAUCAGUUUAUGACGACGAGAACCCACAAGUCAGGAGGCGCCGGGUAAGAUUUCAGCUAUCUAACAAUCCUAGCAUGGAUCCUGGUGUUAGGGAGGAGCUUUUGGAUUUAAUUCAAGCUAAGGAGGCGGGAGUUGCAUAUAUCCUGGGGCACUCAUAUGUGAAGGCAAGGAAAUCGUCCUCAUUCUUGAAAAAGCUAGUGAUUGAUAUUGGGUAUUCAUUUCUUCGGAAGAAUUGCAGGGGUCCAUCUGUCGCCCUUAACAUUCCUCACAUCAGUCUGAUUGAAGUUGGAAUGAUAUAUUAUGUGUAGUUCCUUGGUAGAAUUUUGCAACUUGAUCUUGGUGGUAAGGUACGGGUUUUAUUUAUUCUCCUGGUUAAAAAUAGAGGUGGUUAUUGUCUAUGUUUAGGGUAGGUUAAGGCCUCUCUGGUCAUGUUAUCUUUGCUUCAGCUUUUCUUCCAACGUGUAAAUUUCACAAAUAAUGAUAGUACUUAAAUUUUUUUAGAACGACUUAGUUGUUCGGAAUACUUGAUCAUUACCGGAGGACCUAUCAAUAAAAGGCGAGAGAUUUCCGUA